Messenger RNA from Gaeumannomyces tritici R3-111a-1, 1812 nucleotides. RefSeq lists its product as hypothetical. The record is from RefSeq and is a predicted model, not a curated record. The coding region runs from base 275 to 1672 and encodes 465 amino acids. Lineage: Eukaryota; Fungi; Ascomycota; Sordariomycetes; Magnaporthales; Magnaporthaceae. Gene Ontology annotation, molecular function: S-adenosylmethionine-dependent methyltransferase activity. The transcript has 2 exons.
GCUGCCUCGACAUUUUGGACUGUCCCACCAGAAAAAAAAAGGAGAAAAAUGGGUUCUUGUCAAACGUCCCGACACUCUCAGUCUUGCUGGCCGUCGACCAAUAUUUUUAUCCCCUCGGGUCACACCAAUUAGCUUCCCUUCGCUCCUUAGCUGACACAUUUGACACUGACCAAUUCUCAGAAUCUAGCACUUCUGGUGUAAUAUAGUGGGGUAGGCUGGCUCGUGAUAGAUACACGUAUCGACCAGGACCUGACUGGACGGACAGGUUCACGCAAUGGCGGCGGCGGCGGCCGACGACGGCGACUGGCAGGGCGUCGAGAACGACGUCACGGACCCAGAGGAGCUGGGCGUGAUCCACGCGGCGCUGGACUCGUUCUUCCAGUACUCGCGCGUCGCGCACUUCAACAGCACGCACCUGCGGCGGCAGUCCUUCUACGCGCUGCCGCAGGCGCACUGGCGGCUGCUGGCGGCCCCGCCCUUCAGCUUCCUCGAGACGCUGGACCGGGUCGACGAGGCUAUCGACGGCAACGCCGAGCUGGGUCGCGCCAUCGCCACGGCGGGGAUACGAUCCUUCCACAUGCAGCCGCAGUCGGCCGCCGCCAACGCCGCCACCGACGCCGGCAUGGCUGCCGCCGCUGCUACCACCACUGCUUGUGUCCUGCCCGUCAUCUCGGGCCCCUGGACGGGCGCUGCCAAGCCGUCGGAUAUGGACAAGGCUCGCAGCACCCUUCGUCAGUUCUACCGCGACUGGUCCGCCGAGGGCGCCCGCGAGAGGGAGGCCAGCUACGGGCCCGUCAAGCGCUUCCUGGAGGAGGAGCGCGGCAGGGUGUCGCAGCGGCCGUCGUCACCGGCACGGGCGGGGGGCGGCAACAACAUCCCCAUCGCCCCCGCCAUCGAGGAAGACGCCAGCUCCCCCGCCCCUCCCCUCAAGGUGCUCGUGCCGGGCGCGGGCCUGGGCCGGCUCGUCUUCGACCUGUGCGACCUGGGCUACGAGGUGGAAGGCAACGAAAUAUCGUACCACCAGCUGCUGGCGUCGGCUUACGUGCUCAACCGGGCGCCGCGGGCGGGCUGCCACCGCAUCUACCCCUGGAUCCAGACCUUUUCCAACCACCGCUCGCGCGCCAACCAGCUGCGGUCCUACGCCAUCCCGGACGUGCACCCGGCCACUCGGCUCGGGACGGCGCCUGCCCGUCCGGGAGGGAGCAUGUCCAUGACGGCGGCCGACUUUCUGUGCCUGUACGAGCAGGACGACCAGCUGGGCCGGUUCGACGCCGUCGCGACCGUCUUCUUCCUCGACACGGCGCCCAACCUGGUGCGCUACCUGAGCUGCAUCCGCGGUUGCCUGCGCGAGGGCGGCGUGCUCGUCAACGUGGGCCCGCUGCUGUGGCACUUUGAGAACAGCGCCCCCGGGAACCGGGGCCACGACGACGACGGGGACGGCGAGCACGACCCGGCGGCGUCGACGGGCAUCGCGGACCCGGGCUCGUUCGAGCUGACCGAGGACGAGGUGCUGGCGCUGGUGGAGCGCGUCGGGUUCGAGAUUGUGCGGCGGGACGAGGAUGAGGGUCUGGAGGCGCCGUAUAUUCAGGACCCGGACAGCAUGCUGCGGACUGUUUACAGGCCCAGCUCGUGGGUGGCGCGCAAGAGGGCGGGCUGGCGGGGGGAGGUUUGAGAGAGAGAGGGAGGGAGGGAGGGAGGCAGGUUGCGGUGCAUAAACGCUAGUGGAUCGAGGCACUGAGCCAGAGAUGGUUGAUGUAUACAUGGAUUGUACCCUAGAUAUGACGCAGUGCAGACGCGCGAAGGAACCCUUGC